Messenger RNA from Perkinsus marinus ATCC 50983, 1257 nucleotides. RefSeq lists its product as hypothetical. Gene Ontology annotation, molecular function: fluoride transmembrane transporter activity. Gene Ontology annotation, cellular component: membrane. The coding region runs from base 40 to 1011 and encodes 323 amino acids. Lineage: Eukaryota; Perkinsozoa; Perkinsida; Perkinsidae. Gene Ontology annotation, biological process: fluoride transmembrane transport. The transcript is spliced from 8 exons. The record is from RefSeq and is a predicted model, not a curated record.
GUGGUUGACACAAGGACCUCUCACGUGUUGAUCAUUCGCAUGUCAUCAUCAUCACCUUCAAGUUUAGCCACUGCUUCUACUGCCUCUGAGAGUAACAUGAAGACGGGAUUAAAGCAAUUCCAUCACCGAUUAAUGGAACACUGGAUCCUCCCCGUGUUUGGUAUCACAGCAUACUCAAUGCUGGGUACUGCUAGUCGUAUUGCAAUCACUGACGGCACCAAGGGCGGAGACUUCUUCUCCUCGUACAGCUAUUUUGCCGCUAAUUGCACCGGUUCACUUGUGAUGGGCCUAAUCAAUGGUAUACCUGAUCUCAAGGCGAAGUGCCCGGGUUUCCAUCACGGUAUGACAGUAGGCUUCUGUGGUUGCUUCACCACGUUUAGUAGUUGGAUAUAUGCUAUUGUAAAAUCUCCCACGCCUAGCAUCGGAGCAGUUGAAUUCUUCUCGGGCAUGUCAAUGCCAUUCAUAUCGUGGCUCCUUGGUAAUGAUAUCGGAGCAGUUUUUGUAGAUCUCUAUAAGGACCGAGAGCCUUGGUUCAGUGAUAAGACUUGGUAUCUCAUUGACAAGGUUCUCGUAUUCUUCCCCUACGUCUUCACUGCUCUUCUGUUCCCUCUUAUUGCCACUCAAGGGGUCUUCCCUCCCAGUAGCGUUUAUGCUAGUUUGUUAUCACCAAUAGGAGCUGUUCCUCGAUGGAUCUCGAGUAGCUAUCUCAACUCGUUAUGGCCUCAGUUCCCACUAGGUACAUUCAUAGCAAACUUGUUUGCUGUGGCAUUCGACGGUAUCCUCAUGGGAGCUGCACCAGGCAAUACCUUCGCUGCUUAUUGUAUUACCGGUAUCGGUGGUUCCUGGUCUACCGUGUCGAGCUUUGUAAACGAUACAUUCAACCUCUAUCGUAAGGAGUGGGAAUGCAAGCGGAGCGUAGCUGUGAAUAAAUUCUGGGUCUACUGGUACCUUACAGUGUCGGUAGGCAUAAGCUUAUCUGUAGCGGCUAUUGUGCAUGCGUGCACCGAGUAGUCAGUAUAUAAGCAUCUGCUACAUAAGCUCAUUCGCGACAUAAUAUUUAUCCUCCGUUAUUGUUGUUGUUCCUCCUCUUCCUUACAACGUUAUCUAGAUCUGUUGCGCCUAACACUCAUUCAUUACGAAUUGAUUUCCGAUGGUGUUAAUGAUCAAAUUAGCAGAUUAUUGUUUGUCCCUAUUGUCCAGGACUAUUGGUAAUGCCAAUUGUUAUUACCUCUUGUUGUGGCUUAUAGUUCCAGAGGG